AUGCCUCAGCUCUUCCCGACCGACCCAUCGUCGUCGAUGGUCAUCCGCGCAGUCACACCCGAAAUUAUCACUUUCAGCCUGCCAUUCGCGCGCUUCGGUAUCAUUCGUUUCGGCGCUCGAGGAACUUUAAUCAAGCUUGCCACUGGUUCCCUCGCCAUCUUCUCCCCCGUCAGCCUCACUCCCGAAGUGCGUGAGACAGUUGAGACGCAGGGCGGCAACGUCAAGUACAUCAUUGCGCCGGAUCUUGAGCAUCAUUUGCACAUCACAGCAUGGAAGAACGCCUUCCCGGAGGCCCACAUCCUCGCCCCGCAUGGUCUGUGGGAGAAACGACAGAAGGUCCCCGAGUUCCGAAGUACGCCUUUCGAGUAUGUGUACAAGGAUGGAGCGCGUUCGAUUUCCGAAGAGUUUGACGCAGAAUUCGAGGUCGAGUAUGUGCAAGGGCAUGGCUCACGCGAGAUCGUCGUUCUCCACAAGCCAUCGCGCACUGUCAUCGAGGCCGACCUUGUUUUCAACCUGCCUGCUACUGAGCAAUAUUCGAGAACUGAGGAGGGCAGCACUGCCAACUUCUUGACCCGAAUGGUCCUUCCCCUCUUGAGUGUGAAGACACCUUCGACGGGGCACCGGCGCUUCGCUUGGUAUGUUUUGGCAAACGACCGGGCUGCGUUCACGGAAUCCAUGCGCCGGAUCAUUCGGUGGGACUUUGAUCGGCUCAUUCCUUGCCAUGGAGAUGUGGUCGAGAAGGGUGCCAAGGGGGUGUUUCAGGAUGUCAUGGCUUGGUUCCUGAAGGAAGAUCACAGACAUGUCUAA
This is a messenger RNA of Penicillium verhagenii, 807 nucleotides long. RefSeq lists its product as uncharacterized. The transcript has 2 exons. Bases 1 to 807 code for a protein of 268 amino acids. The record is from RefSeq and is a predicted model, not a curated record. Lineage: Eukaryota; Fungi; Ascomycota; Eurotiomycetes; Eurotiales; Aspergillaceae.